AUGCGCCAACUCACAGAAAAAGAAACCCAAACACUUUUCGCGAAGCUCGCCAAUUACACGGGCAGCUCCCUCAAGAACCUCAUCACGCCUCUAGGCGAAGGACCCAAUGCCGACCGCUUCGUGUUCCGACUUCACAAGGACCGAGUAUACUACGUGCGCCUGUCAAUUGCGAACAUUGCUACUUCGAUAGCGAGGGACAAGUUUAUUUCCAUGGGCGUGUGCCUCGGCAAGUUCACCAAAACCGGAAAAUUCAGACUCCACAUAACAGCCCUCCCCGUCCUCGCCGAACACGCCCGCUACAAGAUCUGGGUCAAGCCCAACGGCGAGAUGCCCUUCCUCUACGGCGGCAACAUCGUGAAAGCCCACGUUGGUCGCUGGUCCGAUGACUGCCCCGAGCACCAGGGCGUUGUGGUCUACAACAUGAACGACGUUCCCCUCGGUUUCGGUAUUACUGCAAGGAGCACGACGGAGGCGAGGAGGCUGGACCCUACGGGUAUUGUGUGCUUUAGGCAGGCGGAUUGCGGGGAGUACUUGAGAGACGAAGCGAAUUUGUUUGCGACAGGUUGA
Messenger RNA from Scedosporium apiospermum, 567 nucleotides. Its product is annotated as 60S ribosome subunit biogenesis protein NIP7. The coding region runs from base 1 to 567 and encodes 188 amino acids. Lineage: Eukaryota; Fungi; Ascomycota; Sordariomycetes; Microascales; Microascaceae. The record is from RefSeq and is a predicted model, not a curated record. The transcript is spliced from 2 exons. Gene Ontology annotation, biological process: ribosomal large subunit biogenesis; ribosome assembly. Gene Ontology annotation, cellular component: preribosome, large subunit precursor; nucleus; nucleolus. Gene Ontology annotation, molecular function: RNA binding.